CUUGAGCAGGGCGAGCAGUGUUGGCCGAGCAGGGGCUGCAGGGCCGAGGGAGUGCAGACUAAAAAAAUGCAGACCACCGCGGCACUGCUCAUUUCGCCGACUCUGAUCCGCUGCUGUACCAGGGGUCUAAUCAGACCUAUGUCUGCCUCCUUCCUGAAUAGGCCAGAGUAUUCAUCUAAACAGCCUUCCUACAACAGCUCCCCACUCCAGGUGGCCCGAAGGAAGUUCCAGACCAGUAUUGUCUCCCGGGACAUUGACACAGCAGCCAAGUUUAUUGGUGCUGGGGCAGCCACAGUUGGUGUGGCUGGUUCAGGAGCUGGCAUUGGAACGGUGUUUGGCAGCUUGAUCAUUGGCUAUGCCAGGAACCCGUCUCUCAAGCAGGAGCUCUUCUCCUACGCCAUUCUGGGCUUUGCCCUGUCUGAGGCCAUGGGGCUCUUCUGUUUGAUGGUUGCCUUCCUCAUCCUAUUCGCCAUGUGAGGCUCCAUGAGGGUCACCUACCUGUUCCUGCUGCUGGGACUCCAUGCCAUUCAUGGUGCUGGGGUGUGCUAAGCUUUACCAUUAAACACAACUUUCUCUAAAAAAAAAAAUAAAUAAAG
Messenger RNA from Nycticebus coucang (slow loris), 596 nucleotides. Its product is annotated as ATP synthase F(0) complex subunit C1, mitochondrial-like. The record is from RefSeq and is a predicted model, not a curated record. The transcript has a single exon. Gene Ontology annotation, molecular function: proton transmembrane transporter activity. The coding region runs from base 67 to 477 and encodes 136 amino acids. Gene Ontology annotation, biological process: proton motive force-driven ATP synthesis; proton transmembrane transport. NCBI's taxonomy places the organism in Eukaryota, Metazoa, Chordata, Mammalia, Primates, Lorisidae.